Messenger RNA from Protopterus annectens (West African lungfish), 6135 nucleotides. RefSeq names its product myosin heavy chain, skeletal muscle, adult-like. Gene Ontology annotation, molecular function: actin filament binding; ATP binding; cytoskeletal motor activity. The record is from RefSeq and is a predicted model, not a curated record. The coding region runs from base 174 to 6032 and encodes 1952 amino acids. The transcript is spliced from 41 exons. Gene Ontology annotation, cellular component: myosin complex. NCBI's taxonomy places the organism in Eukaryota, Metazoa, Chordata, Ceratodontiformes, Protopteridae.
GCAGAAUGCUGCCACGGGCAGCACUGGGCAUCUGAGAGCCUUUACAAUUGGCACUAGCAGUCGCAGGAGUUGGGGAAUAUAGCACUAUUCAUGCCCAUUAUUUUUAGCACAAGACCAAGCACUGUCCAGAGUUGACUACAUAAUUCAACUAAAAGAAAAGAGAAACUGCAGCAAUGGACAGUGAUGCAGAAAUGUCAGUUUUUGGGGCUGCAGCCCCCUAUCUGCGCAAAAGUGAAAAAGAAAGGAUUGAGGCACAGAAUAUGCCAUUUGAUGCCAAAACUGCUGUUUUUGUAGCAGAUCCCAAAGAACAUUUUGUAAAAGGCACUCUGGUCACUAAAGAAGGUGGCAAGGCCUCUGUCAGACUAGAGAAUGGGCAGAUAGUUACAGUGAAGGAUGAUCAGGUUUUCCUAAGAAAUCCCCCCAAGUUCGAUAAAAUUGAAGACAUGUCCUUGAUGACUCACCUGCAUGAAGCUGCUGUCCUCUAUAACCUCAAAGAACGUUAUGCUGCCUGGAUGAUCUAUACUUACUCUGGUCUUUUCUGUGUCACUGUAAACCCCUACAAGUUACUGCCAGUGUACAACCCAGAGGUGGUUGCCGGCUACAGAGGAAAGAAGCGUCAAGAAGCCCCUCCACAUAUCUUCUCCAUCUCUGACAAUGCAUAUCAAUACAUGCUAACUGAUCAUGAAAACCAGUCAAUCUUAAUUACGGGAGAAUCUGGUGCUGGAAAGACUGUGAACACGAAACGUGUCAUCCAAUAUUUUGCAACAAUCGCAGCCAUGGGUGAGAAGAAAGAAGAGAAAGAACAAAAGAUGAAGGGAACUCUGGAAGAUCAAAUUAUUCAAGCCAACCCUUUACUAGAAGCUUUUGGGAAUGCUAAAACUGUGAGAAAUGACAACUCAUCACGUUUUGGUAAAUUCAUCCGAAUUCAUUUUUCUGCCAAAGGAAAGCUGGCAUCUGCAGACAUCGAAACCUAUUUACUUGAAAAAUCUAGGGUAACCUUCCAGUUAAAAUGUGAAAGAAGUUUUCACAUUUUUUACCAGAUUAUGUCUAACAAGAUACCAUCACUGAUCGAGAAGCUUCUUAUCACGACCAAUCCUCAUGAUUACCCGUAUAUCAGCCAAGGAGAUAUUUCAGUUCCAGGUGUCGAUGAUGCUGCAGAAUUGAUGGCCACAGAUGAAGCAAUUGACAUUCUGGGAUUUUCUCUGCAAGAAAAGGAUGAUAUUUAUUGUCUGACAGGUGCUGUGAUGCAUUAUGGGAACAUGAAGUUUAAGCAGAAACAGCGGGAAGAGCAGGCUGAACCAGAUGGCUCUGAAGUUGCUGACAAAGCAGCAUAUUUGAUGGGAAUAAACUCUGCUGACAUGCUUAAAGCUCUGUGCUCCCCAAGAGUGAAGGUCGGCCACGAAUAUGUUACAAAAGGCCAGACUGUGGAGCAGGUUCACAAUGCUGUUGGUGCCCUCGCUAGAUCAGUUUUUGAGAAGAUGUUCUUCUGGAUGGUGACUCGCAUCAAUGAACAACUUGAUACGAAAAAAGCAAGAGAAUACUUUAUUGGAGUCCUGGAUAUUGCUGGGUUUGAAAUUUUUGAGUUCAACAGCUUUGAGCAGCUCUGCAUCAACUUCACUAAUGAAAAACUGCAGCAAUUUUUCAACCAUCACAUGUUUGUUCUAGAACAAGAGGAGUACACUAUGGAAGGAAUCGCAUGGGAAUUUAUUGAUUUUGGGAUGGAUUUAGCAGCUUGUAUUGAGCUUAUUGAAAAGCCAUUAGGAAUCUUUUCAGUUCUUGAAGAAGAAUGCAUGUUCCCAAAAGCUACAGAUAUAACCUUCAAAAACAAACUUUAUGACCAACAUCUUGGCAAGUCCAACAAUUUCAUGAAACCCAAGCCUGUUAAGGGAAGGGCAGAAGCUCAUUUCUGUCUAAUGCAUUAUGCAGGCUUGGUGGAUUACAAUGUGGACAACUGGCUGGACAAGAAUAAGGACCCACUGAAUGAAUCUGUGGUGGCUCUUUAUCAGAAAUCUACAGUGAAAACACUGGCCACUCUCUAUGCUACAUAUGUUAUUGCAGGGACAGAAGGACCAGAAUUAAGGGGAAAACACAAGAAGGGAUCUUCAUUCCAGACAGUGUCUGCACUGUUCAGGGAAAACUUAAACAAGCUGAUGGCCAACCUUAAAACGACACACCCACAUUUUGUACGUUGCUUAAUUCCCAAUGAAUCAAAAACGCCUGGUCUCAUGGAUCACGGUCUUGUCCUGCACCAGCUGAAGUGCAACGGUGUGCUUGAAGGUAUCAGGAUUUGCAGAAAAGGAUAUCCUAAUCGGAUUCUGUACGGAGAUUUCACACAAAGAUACAAAGUUUUGAAUGCAAGUAUUAUUCCACAAGGAAAAUUCAUUGAUAACAGGAAGGCUACUGAAAAAAUUUUGGCAUCCAUUGCAAUUGAUCAUACUCAAUAUAAAUUUGGGCAAACCAAGGUAUUUUUUAAGGCUGGUCUUUUAGGCAUACUUGAACAGAUGCGGGAUGAGAAACUAUCUCAUCUGCUCACAGGGCUUCAAGCUAUUAGUCGUGGCUAUUUAAUGAGGCAGGAAUUUAACAAAAUGAUGGAAAGAAGGGAAGCCAUUUACACGAUACAGUAUAACUUCCGUUCAUUCAUGAAUGUCAAGCACUGGCCCUGGAUGAAGCUGUACUUUAUGAUAAAGCCCUUAUUAAAGAGUGCACAAAUAGAAAAAGAAAUGGCAAAUAUGAAGGAGGAGUUAGCAAGACGUAAUGAGGAACUUGCUAUGUCAGAAAACAAAAGGAAACAAAUGGAGGCGAUGAUAGCCGCACUUUUACUGGAGAAGAAUGAUCUGAAACGUCAGAUUCAAGGGGAAAAGGACAAUUUAAGCACAGCUGAAGAACGAUGUGACCAGCUUAUCAAAGCCAAGUUUGACCUUGAAGCCCAGCUUAAAGAUGCACUUGAAAGAAUAGAAGAUGAGGAAGAAAUGAGUGCAGAACUCGCGGCACAAAAGAGAAAACUUCAAGGUGAAUGUACAGAUUUAAGGAAAGAUAUCGAAGAGCUUGAGAGAACACUCGCCAAAGUUGAAAUGGCAAGGCAGGCUUUAGAAAACAAGCUUAAAAACUUCACAGAGGAAAUGUCAGCUAAGGAUGACGAAUUUUCAAAACUGGAUAGAGAAAAGAAGGCUUUUCAUAAUGCUCAUCUGCAGAUCUUGGAAGAUCUGAGGUCUGAAGAGCUCAGAGUUACUACUCUAACUGAGACGAAAUCCAAACUGGAAGUGCAUGUGGAGGAGAUUGAAUUUUCUUUGAAACAAGAGAAGAAUUUAAGACUGGAGCUUGAAAAAGUUAGAACUAAAUUUGAAAGUGAAUUGAAGACAGCCCAUGAAUCCUAUGUAGCACUGGAAAAUGACAGAUUCAUAGUAGAAGAAAAGUUUAGAAAAAAAGAAUUUGAAAUCAAACAGUUGCAUAGUGCAAUGGAAAGUGAACAAACUCUUAAAACUCAGUUGCAGAAAAAAAAUAAAGAUUUCCAGAUUCGCAUUGAAGAACUGGAAGAAGAAAUUGAAGCAGAACGUGUGGCUCGAUCUAAAUUAGAAAAGCAGAAAAUAGAACUUGCAAACCUUGUUGAAGAAAUCAGUACAAGAUAUGAAGAAGCAGGAGGAUCAACAGCAUUUCAAAUUGAACUAAGCAGAAAACGGGAGGCAGAGUUCCAAAAACUGCACCAUGAUUUGGAAGAGUCAACCCUUCAUUUUGAAGCAAUGUCUGCUUCUUAUCGUAAGAAGCAUGCUGAAACUGUUGUUCAGUUUGGAGAGCAGAUCGAAAGUUUACAAUUUGUUAAACUAAAGUUGGAGAAAGAGAAGAGUGAACUAAGAAUGAGGCUUGAUGAGUUAUCAACCAGUUUGGAGUCUGUUAGUAAGAAAAAGACACAGUUUGAAAAAUUGUGUCGGACACUGGAGGACCAUGUUAGAGAACUGAAGUUAAAAGAUGAAGAUAAUACACGCACAAUUAAUGACAUGACUACUGAGAGAAAGAAUCUGAAAGGAGAAAUCUCUGAUUAUGCCCGCCAAAUGGAAGAUAGGAAUGCAACAAUUUUACAACUGAGGAAAAAGAUGCUGUCAUUUACACAAGAAAUUGAAGAUUUAAGAAAGCAGUUUGAUGAUGAGGUUACGGCUAAAGGUACACUGGCCCAUGCACUGCAAUCAGCCCGCCAUGACUGCAGCCUGACUCAAGGGCAUUUAGAAGAAGAACAGGCAGCUAAAACUGAAUUUCAGAGAUUACUGUCUAAGGCUAACAUCGAUGUUGAUAAGUGGAAAACUAAAUAUGAAACUGAUGUCGUUCAACGUACAGAAGAACAAGAAGAAGCGAGGAGAAAGCUGACAUUGAAGCUGAAUGAGUCUGAAGAUCAGAUUAUGACAUUAACUUCCAAGUAUGCAUUACUUGAAAAAGCCAACAAGAAACUUCGGAAUGAAAAUGAGGAUUUGAUGCUUGAAGUGGAACGAUCUAAUGCAGCUUGUAUCUCUUUUGAAAAUAAACAGCGAGAGUUCGAUAAGUUUUUAUCAGAUUGGAAGCGUAAAUAUGAAAAUAAAGUGAAUGAACUGGAAAGGUCAUUUAAAGAGUCCCACUCACUCAGUACUGAACUGUCUAGAAUGAAAAACACUUACACAGAAACAGUGGACCAAUUAGAAACUCUGAAGAGAGAAAACAAAACGCUGCACGAGGAGAUAUUGGAUCUCACACAACAGAUUGGUGAACGGGGAAAAAGAGUCAGUGAAUUAGAGAUACAACAAAAACAUACUCAUCUGGAGAAUGUUGAAAUCCAUACAGCAUUAGAAGAAGCUGAGUCUUCCCUUGUGCAAGAAGAGUCCAGAAUGUUCCAAGUUCAGCGUGAGCUCAGCAGGGUAAAAUCUGAAGUUGAUCGAAAGAUAUCUGUGAAAGAAGAAGAAUUUGAGAGAUUUAGGUUGAAUCAUCUGAGAAUUGUAGAACAAUUGCAAAUCAAAAUUGAUAUUGAAAUUAGAAGUAAACUUGAGGCUUUGCGUAUACAAAAGAAAAUGGCAAGUGACCUAAAUGAAAUGGAAUUGCGAUUGAGUCACGCAAAUAGCUAUGCGGAAGAAUUACUGAAACGGCUUCAAAACAUGGAGGAUCUUUAUGAGGAGUCCCAGCUUAACCGAAAUGAAGCCCUCAAAGGACAAGAGGAUCUGAGAGAGCAGCUAAUCCUGAUUGAACGCAGAACCACUCUAAUACAAAAUGAAAUGGAAGAGCUGAGAGUUACACUGGAGGAGACAGAAAGAGGCAGAAGUAUAGUAGAAUGCGAACUUCACGAAGCUAACGAGCAUCUGUAUCAGCUGCAAUCUGAGAAUACAACCUUGAUCAGUAUCAGAAGAACUCUUGAGGUCAGUAUUUCUAAGCUUCAAAUUGAGAUUGAGGAAAGAAUUCAAGAACUAAAGAUUGUUGAAGAAAAGGCAAAGAAGGCUCUCGCUGAGGCUACCGAAUUGGCUGAACAACUGAAGACAGAACAGGAGUCCAAGUCUUAUUUUGAGACAAGAAGCUUAACAUUUGAGAAGACUGUGACUGAACUGAAGAUCCGUAUAACUGAGAUCGAGGAGGCAGCAUUCAAAGGAGAAAAGAAACGAGUCCAGAAACUGGAGAACAAGAUUCUUGAACUUCAGACCGAACUUGAAUUGGAAAGGAAACGCUCUGCUGAGGUUGUUAAAGGCAUUCGAAAAUAUGAGAAACGAGUCAGGGAGCUGAGUUCUCAGGCUGAGGAAGACAGACAAAAUAUUCAGAGACUCGAGGAUCUGGUUAUGAAACUGCAAAUGAAAGUGCAGUCCUACAAGAGACAACGUGAUGAUUUGGAGGAACGGCUGGAUAUUAGCCACACUAAAUACCAGAAAGCUCAAAAUGCAUUAGAAGAUGCAGAGGAACGUGUGCAUGUUGCACAGUCAAAGGUCAGCAAACUUAACGUACAGUCCCAUGUAAUCACCACGAAGAUAAGCAUUAAGAAAGAUCAGCAUACGCAUAUCGAAGAUGUAACUGAAGAAAUCCAUACCAUGUAAUACCAUUACAAUGAGAAAUCUAUGCCAUAUAAUACAUUACCAUCAUACAAUGGUUAUGGACAGUCUGUGUUUUCUUCAGAAAAUAAAAAAGUUGAGAAAUGUG